Messenger RNA from Spirodela intermedia, 1842 nucleotides. Lineage: Eukaryota; Viridiplantae; Streptophyta; Magnoliopsida; Alismatales; Araceae. The record is from the annotation of a GenBank genome assembly.
AUGCUCAAGCAUAAAUUUGAAGCAUUUAGUCAAUUUAAGAAGUUCAAAAUGCUGGCUGAAGCUGAGAAGGGGACAAAGCUCAAGUGUCUUUAGAUAGACAAAGGUAGAGAAUUUAAUUUUGAUGAAUUUAAUUCUUUUUGUACUUCUUAGGGCAUCAAAUGGCAGUUGACUGCCCCCUACUCCCAACAGCAAAAUGGAGUUGUGUAAAGAAAGAAUUGGACAAUUAUGUCCUUAGUCCGGAGCAUGUUGAAGGAAAAAGCACUACCUCAAGAAUUAUGGGGAGAGGCUGUAAGUACGGUAGUUUAUCUUCUUAAUCAGUCGUCUACUCACAAUCUGCAGAUGUUGACCCUUAAUGACAAGUGGAAUGGCAAAAAGCCCUCAAUUUAGCAUUUACAAGUGUUUGGCUUAAUUGUUCAUGUGAAAUGCACUAAAUCUCCACAAAAAAAGCUUGAAGAUUGCAGCACCCCUAUGGUGUUCAUAGGCUAUGAAGUUAGCUCAAAGGCUUACCGCUGCUUUGACCCGGUCAACGAUACAGUCCAUAUCAGCCGAGAUGUUGUUUUUGAAGAAGAUGCUCAGUGGAAUUGGGAAAAAAGAGGUGAGAAUAUUCUUGAGCUCACAUUUUUUCCUAAUUUUUUCUGCUGACCAAGGGAUGGAUGAGCCAAUUGUCCUCGAGGAUGAAGAUGAAGAGAGAGACUCUGAGACUUAAGAGUCAUUUCCGGUCGCACACUCGGAUUCUGAAGAAAUUCAACCUGCAAGAUUCAAGUCCUUAGCUAAAUUGUAUAGUGAGACCGGCCCAAUACGCUAUGAGAUGGGACAUUGCUUGCUUUCUAGUGAUGAGCUUGUGACCUAUGCUGAAGCUUCAUGAGAGGAAGCAUGGAGGAAGGCUAUGAGAGAUGAGAUGGAAGCUAUAGAUCAAAGUCAAACUUGGGAGUUAGUCACAACCCCAACUAGUUGCAGGCCAAUUGGGCUUAAGUGGAUCUUUGAGCUCAAGAAGAAUGCUCGAGGAGAAGUUUUGAGACACAAGGCAAGACCUGUUGUAAAGGGUUACUUAAAGAAGCAAGGCAUAGACUAUGAUGAGAUAUUUGCUCCAGUGGUUCAAUUUGAGACAAUUUGUGUGCUGAUUACAAUUUCAGCUCAAAAUAGUUGGGCAUUACAUCAUCUAGAUGUGAAAUCUGCCUUUCUAAAUGGAGAUGUGGAUGAAGAGCUACAUCUCAAGUAACUUGAGGGAUUUAUUGUGAAGGAUAAAAAGGGUUGUGUUCUGAAGCUGAAGAAAGCCCCACGUGUAUGGUAUUUCAAACUGCAUAAUUGCUUAGUCUCACUCGGUUUCAAGAGAAGCAAACAUGAGUAAGUUGUCUACUUGAAGUCUUCAAAUAGAGUUCACUUGAUCAUCGAAGUCUAUGUGGAUGAUCUUAUUGUCAUAGGUGAGAAUGAUAGUGACAUUAGUGAGUUCAAAGGUCAAAUAAAACAUUUCUUUGAGAUGAGUGACAUCGGGCACCUUUGCUCUUAUUUGGGCAUUGAAAUGGUUCAAAAAGAAGCUUGCAUUACUUUGUUUUAGAGAACUUAUGCGCUAACAAUACUGGAUUUUGCAAAGAUGGGCGAUUGUAAUCCAAUGCAAGCUCCACUUGAAGCUAGAGUCAAAUUUAGUCAAUCAAAUUCAGGGCCAUCAGUUGACUCUACCUACUUUCGAAGCCUCAUUGGAAGCUUAAGGUAUUUGACUCACACCCAUCCUGAUUUGACAUAUUUUGUGGGAUUUCUGAGUAGGUUUAUGGAGCACCCUACUUCAAAACAUCUCACGGCGAUCAAGUGAGUUUUGAGGUACCUAAAAGGUACUAUUCACUAUGA